Molecule: messenger RNA, 1194 nt
Organism: Medioppia subpectinata
Lineage: Eukaryota; Metazoa; Arthropoda; Arachnida; Sarcoptiformes; Oppiidae
Source: the annotation of a GenBank genome assembly
AUGAAUCGAGGAAUUUACGGUUUACUUGGUGCGAGCGGUUGUGGAAAGACAACUCUAUUAAGAUGUGUAUUGGGAAGACUGCAACCGAAGAGUGGAUCCAUUUAUUUAUUUGGAGAAACGCCGGGAACCGCUAUGAGUCGAGUGCCCGGACCUGGCGUUGGAUAUAUGCCUCAAGAGUUGGCCCUUUACGACGACUUCAGUAUCGAAGAAACUCUCGUAUAUUUUGGCCGAUUAUUUGGUAUCAAAUCCAAAAUUAUAGACUCGAGGAUUGAAUUCAUGAUUAAUUUGCUUCAAUUACCAAAUCGUAAGAAAUUAAUCUCACAAUUAAGUGGAGGUCAGAAGAGACGCGUUUCGUUGUCGACCGCACUUUUACACAAUCCUCCACUUCUAAUACUCGAUGAGCCCACAGUAGGCGUGGAUCUGAUUCUUCGAGAGGCUAUUUGGAAGCAUUUGGAGAAUCUCUGCAGAACUGGUUUGACUGUAAUUCUGACCACACAUUACAUAGAAGAGGCCAGAAGUGCAUCGAAUGUAGGAUUUAUGCGCUCCGGAAGAAUAUUAGCCGAAGACUCACCUCUUCAGCUCUUAAGAAGACACCAAUUAAUGACUUUAGAAGAAGUGUUCCUUAAAUUAUCGCAAUUAGAAGACGACAUGAAAGUGAAUAAUAAACUGACGUUUAAUAGAAAGUCAAUCACUAAUGAAAUAUUGGACACAAAUAUCAUCAGUAGUCCUGAAGACCAGACAUCAGAAAAGAUAUCAUUGAAAGUCAUUAAAUCUGACAAUUCUUCAAAUAAUUCGCAAGAAUUUGAUCGCAAUUCUGGCGAAGGCUUUGUAAACAAUGGCUUCAUUGCGGACUCGACUCUUCCCGACGAACACAUCGGAACAGUUGUGUCCAAAGAGUACAAUCUAUCCAAUGGUGUCAUUCAAAUCAGACAACAGAGUAUCGCAAAUGAGACCAAAUUCCGCAAUCGUUUGUCCGCUCUUACGCUCAAAAACUAUAGGCAAAUGUCGCGAAACGUAUUGCUGUUGUCGUUCUUCGUGUUAUUGCCAUCGAUUGAAAUCUGUUUACUAAUCAUGAGUAUUGGACAAGACAUCAAAAACAUUCCCGUCUCUGUCUAUAACCCGGAAAAGUUGGAAACUUCUCAGUCGUUAAGCGAAUUAUUCUUGAGUUCAAUCGACGAAAAGCACAUCACUUUA